AUGACAGAAGCCAACACCUCCCAGAAAAGCUCCCACCACAAAUCCCACUUCUCCGACACCAGCACGCAAACCGCCAAAUCCAAAGACACCACAACCUCCACCUCCUCCCAAGACGCACAGCCCGCCCCCUGGCGCGCUCUCUUCGCCUUCAAAACCCGGCGCAACAUCCCCCUCCUCAUUGCCGCAACCUUCUGCUCCCUCGUCGCCGGCGCCGCCCAACCCGCCCAAUCCCUCCUGAUCGGCCGCAUCUUCCAAGGAUUCACAGACUACGCCACAGGCAGACUCAACAACGACGAGUUCAUGAAACAGCAGACGAAGUACGUCGUCUUCUUCACGGCGCUCGCGGCGGCGAGUUGGUUGUUCCAUUCCCUCGAUUUCAUGUUCUGGCUGGCGUUUGGGGAGCUGCAGGCGAAGAGCGCGCGGGAUCGGCUCUUCCAUGGGUUGUUGGGCAAGAAGGUGGAGUGGUACGAUCGGCGGAAGAAUGGAAUUGGGGCUUUGCUGCCGAGACUCCAGGCGCAGAUACGGGAGCUGCAGCUCGCGACGGCGCAGCCGAUGGGGACGUUGAUUGUCAGUUUAUCCACAGCGGUGCUGAGUCUUGUGCAGGCGUUUGUGCAUUCCUGGGACUUGACGCUGGUGACGCUCGCGACGGUGCCGGUGGUUCUGGCGCUGGUGAUGUGGGUGGGCAAGCCGAUGCAGACGAAUCUGGCGAAGCAGACGGAGAAGUUGGAGGAGGCGCAGAAGUAUAGCACGAAUGCGCUGGGCGUAAUUGAGACGGUGAAGUGUUUCAAUGGACAGGAUGUUGAGGUGGAGAAGUAUACUACGACUAUCAACGCCGCUGCUGUGUCCUACGCUUGGGUCGCGAAUGCUAGUGCGUUGCAGAUGGGCUUGGUGGUGUUGUUGAGUGUAAGUAUGUUCGUGCAGGGGUUCUACUAUGGUGGCGUGUUGGUCGCGGACGGGAAGAUCAACAGCGGCGAUGUCAUCACGACGUUCUUCAGUGCGAUCGGGGCUUUUCAGGCCAUUCAGGGAAUUCUGCCGCAGAUGAUUGUUUUCGAGAAGGGAAGGAGUGCCGGGGCCACGUUGAGGGCUGUGAUGGCGGAGAUGGAAAGCAAGGGUGGGAAGAAAGAGGAGGAUGGUGGGAGGAAGUUGAAACCGGAGGGAUGUAAAGGGCAUAUCGACGUCAAGGAUCUGUCAUUUGCGUAUCCCUCUCGACCGGAUGUUUCCGCCGUUAGGGAUAUUACUCUCUUCAUCCAAGGCGGGGAGAUGACGUUCCUGAUUGGCAAGAGUGGAAGUGGGAAGAGUACGAUUCCGCAGUUGUUGAUGGGGUUCUACGCUUGUUCUGAGGGAUCUAUCAAUAUCGACGGCGUGCCCCUGGCGGAUCUUGAUACGGAGUGGCUGCGCUCGAACAUCACGCUCGUGGAGCAGACGAGCUUGCUCUUCAACGACACCGUCUUCCGGAAUAUUGCCUUUGGAAGGAAAGAUUACGAAAACGUCACGAGAGAGGACGUCACGGCCGCCUCGGAAUUCGCCCUCCUCCAACUCAUGAUCAGCGACAUGCCCAACGGCCUCGACACGAUCGUGGGCUUCAAAGGCGGCUCCAUGUCCGGCGGCCAGAGACAGCGCAUGGCACUAGCCCGAGCUCGCCUUCGUGACACACCAAUUCUGAUCCUAGACGAGAGCACGAGUGCGCUGGACCACAUCUCCCGCACGCUGAUGAUGGAGGCGAUCCGACGGUGGAGGAAAGGCAAGACGACGAUCAUUAUCACGCACGAUAUCUCGCAGAUCCAGCCCGAGGACUUUUUGUAUUUGCUCGAGGGGGGACGGGUGGUGCAGGAGGGGUAUCGGAAGCAUUUGGAACGGAUGAAGGGGACGGCGUUUCAUGGGUUUUUGAGUGAGGAGCAGAGGGCUGGGGUGGAGCUUUUUGAGGAGAAGAGGAAGAGUGGGAAUGGGAGUUUGGGGGAUGCUGACACCCCGACGACGACGACUUCGUCGGAGUAUGAACUGGAUCCUUUGGAGCGAGCGCUGACGCUGACGGAGAAGAGGAAGACGCAGCGGCAGUCGUAUUUCCCCAAUGUCCUCAUGGAGGGGAGUCCGCUCAUUGGUAUGAGGGCUUAUAAUAAAGGGCCUACAUCUGCUUUCGCCUCGCCGUGGAUGCGUAUGGCUGCUACGGCAGAGGGAGGCUCGAUCUCGCCGCGAAAGCAUCAUCCUGUGGAUGCGAGCACGCCUUCGUCGGCGGCGAAGAGCGAGAGUCCGACGUCUUCGAAGCGGUGGUCGAAGUUGUUGGAGAAUCUUGUCGAUCAGACUGGCAAGUUCGCUGCGGAGGCUAGAUCGAGGACGCCAAAACGGAGGGCAGUGAUGAGGAGGGACUCGGAUGGGAUUCCUUUCACGGGGCCUGAGGAGAGUCUGGCGGUGCUGGAGGCGAAUGCCAAGAAGCCUGAGAAGGAAGUCAGGCUGAACUCCUUCAAGGCGAUCUUCUCAACUCUCUGGCCGAGCCUGGAUUGGCUAGGAAAACUAUACCUCCUCCUCGGAAUCUGGGGCGCAAGCGUACAUGCCGUGGGCUCGCCGGUCUUCUCCUUCAUCCUGUCCAAACUCCUCGCGACGUACUCGAUCCCCGGCGGGGAUAAGCAGAAAUCGCUGAUGUACUCCAUGGCCAUCUUGGGAAUCGCCUUCGCGGAUGCAUCGCAUACGUGGGCGUUUCGCUUCUUCCAUGAGUAUACCAGCCAGCUGUGGGUUGAUUACAUCCGCGGCGAUGCGUACGAACAUAUUCUGGAUCAGCCGAGGGAUUUCUUUGAGAAGGAGGAGAAUAGUGUUUCGAGGCUGACGGAGAGUCUGGAUCGGAACGCUGAGGAGAUGAGGAACUUGCUUGGACGCUUCGCCUCUCUCGCAUACGUCGCCGUGCUGAUGGUCCUCGUAUCGAUUGUAUGGUCCCUCGCCUCGCAGUGGAAAAUGACGCUCAUCGCUCUCGCCGUGUCGCCGUAUAUCUUCGCCGUGACCAAGGCAUUCGCGAAAAUCAGCGAAAAAUGGGAGAGUCACAGCAACGACGCCGCUGAGGCUGCGAGUGCGAUCUUCACGGAGACUUUUACGAAUAUCAAGACGGUACGAGCUCUCACGCUGGAAGGACAUUUCCUGAACAAAUACAUCAAGGCGACGAACUAUGCCCUGCGGGUCGGUUUCCAGCGCUCGUUCUAUGCGGGUUUCUUCUACGGCCUCUCGGACUCUGCCGGGGAGUUCGCUACAGCGAUGAUAUUUUACGUGGGCUCGAAGUUGGUCGUGGGAGGGGCGAAAGUCAACGAUAUUAUCACCGUCUUCUCGAUGCUAAUCUUCACCAUCACGAACGUGAGUGCGAUUCUGGGGUUCAUCCCGCAGAUUGGCAGCGCGAAGGACACGGCGGGGAGGUUGCUGGCGUUGGCGAAUAUGCCUACGAAUAGCCAUGAGCAUUUGGGGGAUACGAGGAUCGUGACGGUGGGGGAUAUUUUGUUUGAAGAUUUUCGCUUUGCGUAUCCGUCUCGGCCGGAGCAGACUGUGCUCAAGAAUAUCAAUCUCAGACUGCGUCCCGGCACGGCGACGGCUAUCGUGGGCGGUUCUGGAUCAGGCAAAUCCACAAUCGCGAAUCUUCUCCUGGACCUCUACAGUACCUCCUCCCUCCCCGGCUCCCGAAUCAGCGACCUCACCUUCGGCGGCCGCCCCAUAACCCACAUCUACACGCCCUCGCUCCGCGCCCUAAUCGUCCCCGUCUCGCAAACCCCGACCCUCUUCGCCGCCACCGUCACCGAAAACAUCGCCUACGGCCUCCCCGCCGACUCCCCCCACCGCGCCCCCGACAGCAUCUCCCACGCCGCCCUCCAAGCCGGCAUCCACGCCUUCAUCACCUCCCUCCCCCACGGCUACGCCACGCCCAUCGGCGACGGAGGCCUCGGUCUCUCCGGCGGCCAGGCGCAACGCAUCGCCAUCGCGCGCGCCCUCGUGCGCCAACCCGCCGUGCUCGUCCUCGACGAGGCGACCUCCGCGCUGGACGUCGAGUCUGCGAACCUGAUCCGGGAGACGAUCAAAUCUCUGAUUUGUGAUGGGGAGGUAGGCAGGAAGAUGACGGUGGUGAUCAUCACGCAUCAUCGCGAUAUGAUGGAGAUUGCGGAGAGGGUGGUGGUGUUGGAGCAGGGGAGGGUUGUGGAGGAGGGGGGGUUUGGGGAGUUGGUGGGGAGGAAUGGGGCGUUGGGGAAUUUGUUGAGUGGCGGGGAGUGGGAUGGUGGGGAGGGUGGUGUUAAUGGGGCUGGUGCUGGUGCUGGUGCGAGGGAGGUGGAGAAGAGGGGAGGGGUGGUGCCGGUGUUGAAGGAUGUGGAUUGGAGGAGGGGGGAGGGUGGACGAGGUGGGAAGGGGAAGGGGAAGGGAUGA
Messenger RNA from Zasmidium cellare ATCC 36951, 4386 nucleotides. RefSeq lists its product as uncharacterized. The transcript has a single exon. Gene Ontology annotation, biological process: transmembrane transport. The record is from RefSeq and is a predicted model, not a curated record. NCBI's taxonomy places the organism in Eukaryota, Fungi, Ascomycota, Dothideomycetes, Mycosphaerellales, Mycosphaerellaceae. Gene Ontology annotation, cellular component: membrane. The coding region runs from base 1 to 4386 and encodes 1461 amino acids. Gene Ontology annotation, molecular function: ATP hydrolysis activity; ATP binding; ABC-type transporter activity.